Messenger RNA from Syzygium oleosum, 1614 nucleotides. Its product is annotated as peroxisomal membrane protein 13. NCBI's taxonomy places the organism in Eukaryota, Viridiplantae, Streptophyta, Magnoliopsida, Myrtales, Myrtaceae. The record is from RefSeq and is a predicted model, not a curated record. Bases 208 to 1110 code for a protein of 300 amino acids. The transcript has 5 exons. Gene Ontology annotation, cellular component: peroxisomal importomer complex; peroxisome; peroxisomal membrane. Gene Ontology annotation, biological process: protein import into peroxisome matrix, docking.
UUUCUCGAGGCGAUGACUGAAUAUGAUCAGAUCGUGGUGCUGAAUGCGAAGAAGAAGAAAGCCAUCACCUUUGCUCUUUGACCCCUCUCUCUCUCUCUCUCUCUCUCUCUCUCUCUCCCGGCCCGAGGUCCAAGGGAGGGUUCGCGCGUGAAUCAGACAUAACGUAGCGAUUCAUCUGGGGGUCCAGAGCUCUCCCGUCGUCCUGCCAUGGACUCCAGUAACAAUGCGCCGGCUAAUGGUCCACCUCCCAAGCCAUGGGAAAGAGCCGGGGCUUCGUCGGGUCCUGGACCAUUUAAGCCGCCAUCACCCGGAAGCACUAGUAAUGUAGUGGAAGCUUCCGGAACAGCAAGACCCGGUGAAAUUGUUUCGACUACUGAUAGGACUGUUCCUGUUAACACCAAUUCUAUUGCCAGGCCGGUUCCCACCAGGCCAUGGGAGCAACAAUCCUACGGAAACAAUUAUGGAGGAUAUGGUUCUGGUCUGAAUUAUAACUCGGGGUAUAAUUCGGGGAUGCUUGGCUCUUCAUUGGGAGGAUAUGGAGGAUCUUAUGGGGCUGGAGCAUCUUAUGGGGGUGGAUUAUAUGGAAAUGGAAUGUACCGAGGAGGUUAUGGUGGGCUGUAUGGUGGUUCUAGCUUGGGCGGUGGUUAUGGUGGGGGCAUGUACAAUAGUGGGUUUGGGGGUCCAAUGGGUGGUUAUGGAGGUGGUUAUGGUGUUGGCAUGGGUCCCUAUGGCAAUCAAGAUCCGAAUAACCCUUAUGGCGCUCCCCCUUCUCCCCCAGGAUUUUGGAUUUCCUUUCUUCAAGUGAUGCAAGGAGUUGUUACAUUUUUUGGCCGCAUUUCGAUUCUGAUAGACCAGAAUACCCAGGCAUUCCACAUGUUUAUGUCUGCACUUCUUCAGCUUUUUGACCGAUCAGGAUUAUUGUAUGGUGAGUUGGCUAGAUUUGUAUUAAGAAUCCUGGGAAUCAAAACAAAGCCUCAAAAGGUUCAUCCACCUGGACACAACGGUAUGCCUGGGCUCCCCAAUGCUCCCCCUCAUAACGCUAUUGAGGGACCGAAAGCAGGUCAAAGUGGUGCAUGGGAUAGUGUAUGGGGGGACAAACCCAGUAGUUAAAGACGUUACCACAAUAGAUUGGAUACUCAAGACUGCUGAGGGUAAUGAUGCUUGACCCGCUCAAUAAUUGGGGGCAAAAUACUAUGGCUGCGCCGGCGUAGUCUCUCAAUUUUGGUUCGCCAAAGGGCUAUUCUUCCUGUGAAGGCUGUAGGUGAAACCUAUCCUCCAUGAGAUGGUUGUGAUGUCAAAUUACACUGUAGAUCACUGUACUUCUAAGUAAAGAAUUUCCGUGGCAUGUAUAUGUGGAAUUGAGUAUGCAAUGAGAUUUGUGGGGACUCGGAAGGUUCAGUGUUACUACUUUCUGCAGUGUGUAUUCAGGUUGGUUCGAUCAGCUGAGCAAGAUCACCAAUUGCGCUACGAUGGAGUAAGGGUGUCUGUAUUUGAUAAAUUUGCAGUGUGAAAUCACACGUCCUUGCUUUAGUAUUUCUCUGAUGCCAUCAUUUCGAGUCGUCUUCUUGAUUGAUGAGAUGAUUAAUAAGGGUCAAAGCUGAAAUUUUUGGAUUA